This is a messenger RNA of Penicillium malachiteum, 1266 nucleotides long. RefSeq names its product O-methyltransferase family 2. The record is from RefSeq and is a predicted model, not a curated record. The transcript has 5 exons. Gene Ontology annotation, molecular function: O-methyltransferase activity. Bases 1 to 1266 code for a protein of 421 amino acids. NCBI's taxonomy places the organism in Eukaryota, Fungi, Ascomycota, Eurotiomycetes, Eurotiales, Aspergillaceae.
AUGGAUCGGUCCAAUCUUAUCAGUCGAGCUGAAGAAAUCAGUGAGGCUGCUCGGUUUCUAGCAGAUAAACUCGCGAAACACAAUCAACCAGAGCCGACCUUUGAACAUGGGUUACCGCCUGCUCUUAGAAGUGAUUUGGAGGAAGCGGAUACUGCUGCGAUGUCUAUGUGUCUGAAGUUGACCUGCUUGUUGGAUGAAUUUCGCGACCUUCUCACCGAACCUAGCAAGCAUCUCAGUCCAGAGACUCGAAAUCCAUCUUUGAGUAUUUUCCCAAUCGUCCGACUGAAGAUUCAUGACCAUGUACCAGAGGAGGGAAUUUCUGUGCCCGAUUUGGCGAAAAAGAUCAAGAUGGACGAGAAUAUUGUCCGUCGACUUAUGUCGCAUGCCGCCACUUACCAUGUCUUCUUCCAGUCCAGGCCUGACUACUUUAUACAUACUGCGAGCUCACAGUUGCUUGCGGAAAAUGAGGGGAUGCAGAAUUGGUGCUUGUUCGGGCUGGGAGAGACGAUGCCAGCUGCUUUUCGAAUCCCUGAACUUUUACUAGAAAAUGGAUAUUCAGAAGAGCCGAAAGAUAGUGCUUGGAGUUUUAAUAAUUCAACAGAUCUACCGGUAUUUUCAGCUGUGGCCAACACGCCAGAGCGAGCAGCCAUAUUCUCCAAAGCGAUGGCAUGGCAUAACCGUUUACCUGGCUUCUCACCAAAAUAUCUUAUCGAUCAUUUCCCAUUCAAUGAUGGUGAGACCACAGUCGUUGAUAUAGGUGGUGGCAUUGGUCAUAUUUCCCAGGCACUAGCAUCUCACAACCCCAGCGUGAAAUGCAUUGUCCAAGAUCUUCCUGAAUAUGUGGCACAGGGAAAACAAAUGCUCCCCACAGAACUCGAAAGUCGGGUUCGGUUCCAAGCGCAUGACUUCUUUCAAGAGCAACCGGUGAAGGAUGCAGAUAUUUAUUUGUUACGACAUGUGCUCCAUGAUUGGUCGAAUACAUAUGCACGCAAGAUUCUCAAAGCGCUAAUUCCUGCAUUAAAACCGGGUGCUAAGAUCAUUCUCAAUGACCGGGUCAUCCCUGGAUUCGGAGAAGCCCAUUAUCUUUUGGAGCGAGAAUCGAGGGACUACGACUUGUAUAUGUUUACUCUCACGAAUGCCCAAGAGCGUACACGCUUGGACUGGGACCAUCUAUUUCGGGACACGGACCCUCGAUUCAAACUAAUGCAUGUAUAUAAACCGGAAGGAUCAAUUCUCCAUAUCUUAGAGGUCACAUGGGAGGGAUGA